Molecule: messenger RNA, 1274 nt
Organism: Daphnia pulex (common water flea)
Lineage: Eukaryota; Metazoa; Arthropoda; Branchiopoda; Diplostraca; Daphniidae
Product: piggyBac transposable element-derived protein 2-like
Exons: 2
Coding region: 11-1255 (414 amino acids)
Source: RefSeq, a predicted model, not a curated record
GAGGCAGACGAUGAAGAACAAACCGAUCAAGUCUGGUUUCAAAAUUUGGAGCCGCUGUUGCCUUCGUGGGUAUACCUAUAAGUUUGAGAUCUAUCAAGGAGCUCGCUUUGGGGAAAAGCAAAAAAGAUCUCGUAAUAACGAGGCGGUGGAGAGAGUUGUCGUUGAUCUUUGUCAACCCCUGACAGAUCAAGGUUUCGUAGUGGCCUUUGACCGGUUCUUUACGAGCAUUGCCCUCCUGGACAAGCUCCGCGAGAAUGGUGUCAACGCCGUUGGAACGAUUCUUCCAAGUCGGGUCAACCAGCCCAUCAUGACGAAGAAUGAGUCGAACCUGCGGCCGGACGAAUUUGCAGCCAAGUUCGGUGGUGAGCCCGGAACAUGCCGAAAGGGAAUCUUCGUAUGGAGAGACACUAAGGCGUUUCGGGUCGCUUCCAACUAUCACGGCUCAGAUAUUGUCAAGGUCAGGAGAAAGCAGCGUGAUGGUUCGUUCCGAUCCAAGUCUUGUCCAAAGGCUAUUGACGAUUAUGUCAAUAACAUGGGCGGUGUAGACACGGCGAACCAGCUGCGUUCUUACUACGAGAGAGACCGUAAAGCCAAAAAAUGGUGGCACCGUCUCUUAUACUCUCUCUUGGAGACAUGUCUGGUGAACAGCUGGAUAUGCUUCAAUGAUAUGGUCGAGGAAAAUUAUCUGGAGAGUUACGAAGUUCAGAUGCCGUUUCUCGAGUUCAAACGGAACGUCACGAUGGGUCUUUUGUCCCACGCCCUGAACGAAAAUAAAACCAAAGCUGGUCGAGCCGGGCGAAUGAUGCCAACCAUUCACCCUUCCGCUGAACCAGGAGCAAAGCGGCGGAAAAGUCGACUGAGUGUAAGGGACGACAUUCGGUUCACUUGUGUGGGCAACCAUCUACCCAUCUUUGGGGAGGCGAGAGGCAGGUGCGAGUGGUGCCAGGCAACGACACCCAAAAAAUUGGAAUCAAGACCAUUCUCAAAGUGCAAACAAUGUAAUGUGUUUUUGUGCCUCGGGAAGAAGAUAAAUUGCUUUGUCGAGUAUCACGAUGAUAAUUACACAUCUGAGGAGGCUCCGCUGGACGAGGUGGAAGCUGUCUAUUCCGCUUCGGAGGAAUCAGACGGCCAAGCUUCUGACCAUGAGCCAACCAACAAGGAGUGUUCUUCUUCAUCCGCUGAUUCCGACGAUCUAGAAUAUUCUAACCGACGUGAAGGCUAUUUGAUUGAUGAUUAUGAUGAUUUCCAACAAUAAAUUUGUGUUUUUUCUUACG